AUGAAAUUCUCCUCUCUUCUCCUUUCCCUCACGACCUUUGGUGCUGCCAGUGUCAUGGCCUUCCCAGUCGCCAAUGGUGCAAGGGAUCUCCAGCCUGUUCGCCGAUCUGAGGCCCCAACGGCCACUGCUACUCCAAGUGCCACGGCUACCUCGACGGAAUCGAGUGUGUCGAGUGUGACUGAGACUGCGACAUCGUCCAGUGCUGAGCCUACUGAAACUGGGACGUACCUCUACUCGACCAUCACGGAUUCAGAUGCUUCCGCCCCACAACCAACCACUCGCACAACGACAUCAUCCUCGAGCACAUCUACGACUACCGAGACUCAGAUGCCCCAAGAGACGGCAAGUAUCUUCUUAUUCGACAGCGUGUCCAGCUCUGGAUCUUCGAGAAAUGUCGACCUCUCGCGCGCCGUAGUCGUGCGUGUGCGAGAAACCGUAGUCAUUCGUGAACAAAUUAUUGUCGAACGUCCAAUCCUCGUGGCCGUGCAGCUCAAUGUCCGCGUCCAACAAACCAUCAUCGUGAAUCACAUCACCAACGUCUUCCAAAGCCGCUUUGACAACUGGGACAUCAACGUCGUCAACCAGCUCGCCUUGAUCAUCGCCCAGCAGUUUGGCGUCCUCAGCCGUGCCGGCAAUCGUGGAUUCGACCGCAUUGACAGUCGCCAGUUUAACGCGUUUGUCGAACGAUUCGUCCAGCAGUUCCAGGUGUUCCAACAGAUUCGUCUUGUCGACGUGCAGAAGUUUAUUGUUGUCGUGCAACGAUUCGAUAUCAACCAGUUGGCAAGCUUCUUCGGAAGGUCGCAGCUCUUGUUCAGCCAGAACACAUUUGAUCGAUUCAACGUCAACAACGACUUUGGCGUUUUCGUUCAGCAGCUCUCCAAUAUGCUGUUCUUGAUCCAAUCUGGUGCUUUCGAUAGCGAUGGCAUCUUCAGCCUCGAUGGUGUAACACUCAUCGACGGAGGACUAAACUUGGGCCGAUCGAGUCUCCAAGUGUAA
This is a messenger RNA of Serendipita indica DSM 11827, 996 nucleotides long. NCBI's taxonomy places the organism in Eukaryota, Fungi, Basidiomycota, Agaricomycetes, Sebacinales, Serendipitaceae. The record is from the annotation of a GenBank genome assembly.